Filobasidium floriforme is the source of this 2550-nucleotide messenger RNA. Its product is annotated as beta-glucosidase. The record is from RefSeq and is a predicted model, not a curated record. The coding region runs from base 1 to 2550 and encodes 849 amino acids. Lineage: Eukaryota; Fungi; Basidiomycota; Tremellomycetes; Filobasidiales; Filobasidiaceae. Gene Ontology annotation, molecular function: beta-glucosidase activity. Gene Ontology annotation, biological process: glucan catabolic process. The transcript is spliced from 11 exons.
AUGGUUUGCCUGACCAGUCUGCUCGUUGUGGGGCUCGCCCUCUCGAGCCGAACCCGAGCCCAAGAUCAGUCCGAUCCCAAUGCUCCCGGAGCCAACCCAAGCCCGAGCCCGUCUCCAGAGCAAGACAACUCGACUGAGCCCUACGUCCCUCUAUUCUCCAACCACACGAACCCGCUAUGGAAUCCGAACGCUACCGACCUAGGUCCCUACUCUGUCGGCGUGAACAACUCGUACUCCCCGCCAUUCCCCUGGAGCUCGACCAGAGGUACCGGAUCGGAAUGGUCUGAAGCCAUUGCCAAAGCGCGCGAGUUCAUCCGGGCCAACAAUCUCACUGUCGAAGACAAAGUCACCUUGACGACCGGGUUAGGAUGGCAAGCGAAAGGAGAAGGUGGUAGGGCUUGCGUGGGGAACAUCGCUGCUAUCAACGGGACGAACUGGAAGGGACUGUGUCUGGAGGACAGUCCGGCCGGGGUGAGGUUUGCCGAUGGGGUCUCGGUCUUCCCCUCGGGAAUCAAUAUCGCGAGUACAUUCGAUAGGGAUCUUAUGUACGCGAGGGGAGAGGCGAUGGGGAAAGAGUUCGUCGGCAAGGGAGUCAACGUCGCUUUGGGACCAGGAAUGAACGGCGAACGUACGCCCAAUGCAGGUCGAAACUGGGAGAUGGCCGGAGCCGAUCCUUACCUAGCCGGAGAAGUCGCCUACUCUACCAUCAAGGGUCUCCAAUCGUCUGGCGUUCAAGCCUGUGCGAAACAUUACAUCUUCAACGAACAGGAGCGGAACCGAACGACGAGCUCGAGCAACGUGGACGAUUACACGACGCAUAUGCAUUACUUGCCGCCGUUCUUGAAGGCGGUGCAGGCGGAUGUGGCGAGCUUCAUGUGCAGUUAUAACCUCAUCAACAGCAGUUAUGCUUGCCAGAAUGCUCUGGCCCAAAACGGCUGGUUGAAGCACGAACUCGGCUUCCAGGGAUACAUCCUGUCCGAUUGGGCUGCUACCCAUAGCGGUGUCGACUCGGCUCUGAAUGGGCUUGACAUGACCAUGCCGGGAGAUGUCACCUUUUUGUCCAACGACAGUUACUUUGGCGCCAACUUGACCGAGGCCGUGAACAAUGGUUCUGUCCCCAUCGAGAGGCUUGAUGACAUGGCCACUCGAAUCCUAGGCGGAUGGUAUCUGCUCGGCCAAGACGCCGAAUCUUUCCCAGACGUCAACUUUGACGCGUUUGACAGGAAUGAUGACGAGCUCAAUGAGUACGUCGACGUUAGGGAGGACCACGGCGCUUUGAUCAGGGAGAUCGGAGCAGCGUCGAGCGUCUUGCUCAAGAACGUCAACAACACGUUACCCCUUCGGAAACCCAGGACGAUGGCCGUCUUCGGUUCCGACUCCGGACCUGCUACCAAGGGACCGAACGGUCUUCCCGAUCGAGGCGGGUUCGAUGGAACGGUUACCAUCGGCUGGGGCAGCGGGACGGCCGAUUUCACCUACUUGAUUACUCCGCUCGAAGCGCUUCAGAAGCAGGCUUUGGCGGAUCGAACUCAGUUCUCUUGGUGGCUCGAGGAUUACAACUUGGAAGGAGCCGCCGCCGCCGCCGUCAACAAGGACGUGGCGCUGGUGUUCAUCGCGAGCGACGCCGGCGAGGAGUAUAUCACCGUCGAUGGGAAUGUUGGUGAUCGAAACAACAUUACCGCCUGGAAGGGGGGUGACGAGCUUGUCCUCGCCGUUGCCAACAACACGGACAACGUUGUCGUCGUGAUCCACUCUCCAGGUGCAAUCGAUAUGGAAGCCUGGAUCGACCAUCCCAAUGUCACUGCCGUCAUUAUGGCGGGCUUCCCUGGCCAAGAGGCUGGCAACAGCAUCGUCGAUGUCCUGUACGGAUAUUACAACCCCAGCGGACGCUUGCCAUACACCAUCCCCAAAGGCCUCGAAGAAUGGCCCGUUCAGAUCGAAUUCAUCAACACUGACCUGGAUCCUCAACCCCAAGUGGACUACAAUGAAGGAAUCUACCUUGAUUAUAGAUAUUAUCAGCAAAACAAUCUGACCCCCAGAUAUGGUUUCGGUUACGGUCUCUCGUACACCAGUUUCAAUUACACCAACUUCCAGACCCGACAAUUGUCUGAUCAGAACAACGAGCGACGAUGGAACUCGGGCGAAGCGUAUACCGCUGCGAACGCCACUAACCAAGUCGGAUCUUCCUUGUCACGCAGUUUACACGAGCCUCGAUACGAAGUGACUGUUGAUAUUCAAAACGUCGGGGGAGUUUACGGAUGCGAAGUGCCUCAGCUUUACCUCGGUUUCCCGGAAGGCGUCGACCAGCCACCCAAAGUGCUCAAGGGGUUCACGAGGGUCACUCUUGACAAGUGGGAGGCGCAAAAAGCGCAAUUUCACCUGUCUUACUACGACAUGGCAGUCUGGGACGUCGUCGCAUCGAGAUGGACCGUCCCAGCCGGCGACUUCAAGGUCUACGUCGGGCGAUCAGCCUUUGAUGACGAUUCCUUACAGGGUGUCAUUCCCGCUUCUUGGUUGCCUGGUACCGAUGUCGACAUUUACGCCGACUAA